This is a messenger RNA of Sander lucioperca (pikeperch), 1035 nucleotides long. Its product is annotated as testis-specific serine/threonine-protein kinase 1-like. Gene Ontology annotation, molecular function: ATP binding; protein serine/threonine kinase activity; tau-protein kinase activity. Lineage: Eukaryota; Metazoa; Chordata; Actinopteri; Perciformes; Percidae. Gene Ontology annotation, biological process: microtubule cytoskeleton organization; intracellular signal transduction; protein phosphorylation. The record is from RefSeq and is a predicted model, not a curated record. Gene Ontology annotation, cellular component: cytoplasm. Bases 49 to 1023 code for a protein of 324 amino acids. The transcript is spliced from 2 exons.
GUGAAGGGAAUUCCGGUAAGUCAACUUACUGUGGUCAUCCUUACUUUAAUGAUGAAUAAAAGGCUAAUGGAGAGCCGAGGUUAUAGCUUUAAAUGCAACCUGGGAGAAGGUAUGUUUGGCAAAGUUGUGAGUGCAUACUCUAGCCGACUAAAGAGAAGGGUUGCCAUAAAGGUUAUAGACAAAAAGAAGGUUAAUCCUAGUUACUUGGAAAAGUUUCUGUCUCGGGAAAUGGAGAUCAUCAGGUCUUUGAACCAUCCUCACAUUAUCAAGACUCUUGACAUCUUUGAAUCACAUACAAGCAAGGUCUAUGUGGUGAUGGAGCUCUGUGUUAAAGGAGACCUCUUGAAGCAUAUCAAUGUCAGGGGAGCCUUACCUGAACAUUCAAGCUGCAGGCUUUUCACACAGCUGUGCAAGGCCGUCCAAUACCUUCACAACAAUGACAUGGCCCACAGAGACCUUAAAUGUGAAAACAUGCUGCUGGAUACACACUUCAACCUCAAAGUGUGUGACUUUGGGUUCAGCAGGAGGCUCACUUACGCAGACGGGCGGUUGGUGCUGAGUGAAACCUUCUGUGGCACCUCGUCCUAUGCAUCGCCUGAGAUUUUGAGAAGUUAUCCGUACAACCCCAAAGUGUCUGAUGUGUGGAGUAUGGGUGUUGUGCUGUAUAUGAUGCUCUAUGCAGCAAUGCCGUAUGAUUCCAGCAACGUUAGGAGGAUGGUGAGAAUUCAAAUCCAGCAUAAUAUCAACUUCCCACACACUCCGUCUGUUUCGUCUGAGGCACAAGACCUUAUCCGGAGCAUUCUGCACCCUGUUGUGGAGCAGCGAAUUACAAUCAGCAGCAUAUUACAGAGUUACUGGAUGUUGCAGGAAGUGAGAAUGGAGGACAGUAAUGAGACCCCCACAUCAAACGCUGGCUCCGGGCAGAAAGGACCUCCAGAUAAAAAGGCCAAAGAAGAGGAGAAACUUUCAAAAGACAAUUCAGAACCAGGGGAGGGACCAUCAACUGCUGCCCCAAGACAUUGAUGUUACAUUGGA